AUGAGGCAAAAAGGCGUUAAAGGAAUAUAUUGGUUGAAAAUGGAUGAUACAAUGGAAAUACAACCACCAGAUUUUGCGGAGAAUGUCCCUUCAAUGCCGAUAAGUCAACCAAUGGAGACAGACAGUGAUCAGGCACAAAUCGGUGUAGUUCCAUCAACAGCACCGACUGGCCCACAAUCAGGAAGACAUGAAGAGUUCUCAGUUGAGAAGGUUCUAGAUAGAAGAAUUAAAAAUGGCAAAGUGGAAUACCUACUAAAGUGGAAAGGCUACUCUAAUGAAGAUAACACUUGGGAACCUGAAGACAAUCUAGAUUGUCCAGAACUCAUUUCAGCAUAUGAGGAGGCAAGACUCAAGAGGGAAAGGGAGGCAGCACUGACAGUCACAGAGACUGUGGAAGAAACUCCAUCUACCCGGAAACGAUCUCGUAGAGGUGACAAAAAGAAGAAACUUGAGGAAAUUGAAAAACCACGGGGUCUUAACAGAGGAUUGCCACCAGAAAAAAUAUUAGCUGGUCAGCUUUUCCAUGGGACUUUAUAUUUCCUAGUGAAAUGGCAAGGAUGUUUGGAGUUAGAUGUUGUUCCUGGGCACAGCUUAGGCGAGGCUUUUCCUGAUUUCGUUAUUGAUUACUACUCUCGCUGCGCUCCGUUCAGUGUAAGACAUCCGGUAGGGAAGGUGGCACGGCAAGCUCCAGAGCUACCCCCUCUGGAUGGAAACUCAAGUAAUGCUCCGAUGGACGUUCCGGAAGGCACAAUCCAAAACGAAAAUCUGGCUGACACCUCAAUUGCAACACCGUCCGCUGACGCGGCAUCGAUCGAAACACCACCGGCGGAGUUGGAGGCACCGCCAAUAGAAGUGCCCGUCAAC
Messenger RNA from Iphiclides podalirius (scarce swallowtail), 864 nucleotides. The record is from the annotation of a GenBank genome assembly. Lineage: Eukaryota; Metazoa; Arthropoda; Insecta; Lepidoptera; Papilionidae.